CUCUCUCUCUCUCUCUCUAACUGGAGGGGGGAAGCAGCGACCGACGCCACCAAACAGACGGGAGAAGUCGAAGACGAAAUCGAAUCCCUCCCAUUCCUACUUUUUAUUUUCCCCUAUAUUUUUUUGAAGAAUUAAAACGUGUUCUCGAUCGGUAGUAUCCUCAAUCCAGGGUUUCUAUCCGCGUUUUAGAUGCUCUUUUCGGCUCUUCUCGCGGGCGUUUUGAUUAAUCUCUGAGAUCUUGUGGCUUUGGACUCGAUCUAGAUGGAUAAGAACAAGAGCCGCACCGAUCUCCUAGCCGCAGGCCGCAAGAAGUUUCAACAAUAUAGAAAGAAGAAGGAUAAUAAGGGAGGGAGUAGUAGCCAAGGAGGGAAACCCUCGAGCAAGAAGGCCGAGAAAGAUCCUGAUCCUGACACCGACGAGCUGGCGAAGAUCACUGAGCAAGAAUCUGUUGACGCCGAUGCCGUGAGUGCUGGUAAAUUGGACCCGCCCAUUGCUGUACAGUGUGCGGAAUCGGAUCAUGCUUGCGUUGCCGGAGACGACAGCAAUGGAGUCAGAGAAGAUAGGAAAGAUCUGACAGAAGAGGCAUCCGUCGAGCCUUCGGUUGAUAGCAGAGGCUCGAGAUCUGAUAUUGAGAUAGAUCGCGAGGAUGCUGAACAUUCUGGAUUGGAGAAAUUCUCUGAUGUGGAUUUGGAUAUUGGAACCUCAAUGGUGGAUAAACAAAGUAAUGGAGUUCUUGUAAAUGUUUCUGAAGAGGAAGUUCUUGUAAAUGCUAUUGAAGAGGAAGUUGGUGCUUUGCAGCCUAGUUCAGGCCUAACUGAUGACAGUGUGAAUAAAGUUUCUAAUCUCAAAGAGAUGAAUGAUGAAGAAUUGGGUCCUAAAUGUCCAAAUGAGAACUCGGAUAGUGUAGUGAUUAGAGAGGGGGGAAGUGAUACUCUUGAAAGUUUUCAACUCGGGAGGCCUCAAGCAGAAAAUGGGUUGUUGGGUACUUCUGAAGCAAUUCAGCCGAUGGACAUAAAUGUUUUGGGUGACCGUGUUGUGAUUCAGCAUAUGGACUCGGAAAUUUCUGAAGAGAAUUGCAAGAAUACUUCUCUUGAAGAAGACAAGGAAGCUGCGAUUUCAUCGGAAUUUACUUCCCAUGAUGGACUUGAGGAAAAGGUCGAAGAUUUCUUUUCAUGCUCAGUUACUCAUGAACCCACAACAGAACAUAGUGUUGAUGAACAAAGAGGCGGCAAUGCUGAUGACCAUAGAGGCAAAGAAAGUGCUAACGAAGAAACCACCUUGCCACAGCCUCUUCUACUGGAGCCUCUGGGUGCUCAAUCUGAGUCAAUCUGGGAGCUUGAGAAAACAGUGGAUGUGCUAUCACCUGGAGAGAAGGUGGAAGAUGUUAAAGAAGACCAAACCUUACUGAUGUCGGAUUUUAUGCGUAGUGAUUUAAAAGAAGGUAGCUUUGGUGAUGGAAUUGAGAGCAUCAGAAGGCAUCUUUAUGUGACAAAUAUUGAUAGACAUUAUCUACAGUUGCUGCUAGAUGAGCAGACAGAUAUAAACUUGGAUAUUGUCCGGCAUUAUUCUGUUGAAGUGUCCAAGCUCCGGGCAUUGGUUAAAGAAACUGGAGAAAGCAAAAGAAUGGUGGACGAGGAGCUUUCUCUCUGUAAUUCUGAGCUUCAAGCAUUGAAAAUUGAAAAGGAGGAACUUGAGAUUAGCUAUGCCUCUGCAAAACAGGAAAUAGUGGCAUGCAGUAAUAGAUGUUUGGAGUUGCAGCACAAACUGGAAUUCUCCGAACAAGAACUUGAAAGUGUUUCAGCUGAACUAGCUAGUUGUAGAACUUUGUUGGAAGCUUUACAUCUGGAGAAUACAAAAUUUGAGGAGGAGAAAGCUUUUUUGUACAGUGAGAAUUCAAAACUUGCAUCUUUGUUGUUGGAAAAAGAGGAGAGGUUGCUUCUUGCAUUUGAUAAGAAUAAGCAAUUGGAGUCAAAUGUAAAAGAAACGUGGACUCAUUUUGAGCAACUCAUUGAGGAGAAUUUGGAUUUGUUUAUCAGCUUAGAUAUGUACAAAGUCAAAAUAGAAGAAUUGGCUAAUGAUAGUUCUAUGCUGGCACCAGAAGCCUGCAAGGUUACUGAUUCUAAUAAUUCUCAUGUGGAUGGUGAAGCUAGCAACGCACAAGAUCCACUGGUUCAAAAAGUUGAUGACGAAGAGGUUGGUAAUUCUGGAAUUUUGAGGGUUCUAAAGGGGCACAUAGAAGAGGCAAAAAGUAUAUUGGAAAAUGUUGAAAAGUCAAUUCACGGAAUGCACUCUCACUCCACUUCCCUUUCUAGGAGAGCCACAGCCUCUGGCGUGUCAAAACUUAUUCAAGCCUUCGAGUUGAAAACUAAUCAGAUUGAUGAUCCAUCAGAGGAGGCACAGACAAACAGUCUAAAGCAGUCAGAUGAUUCAUACUCAUUAUCUAAGGAGCAAACACGCCUUCUUGGGGACAAAUUGAAGCAGAUGGAAUUAUAUCUGGGAAAGCUUGAAGUAAAUUUGUUGGAUGAAUUUAGUAGCAGGGAACUCGUGAAAAAGUUUGAGACGGAGACUGAAGCACUAGGGAAACAGAAUAAUGUCCUUCAGGUAAAAGUUGAUGAGCUUGUUGGACUUCUUGGCAAUUAUGAAGAAAGAAUUGGUGUUCUGCAGGUGCAAUUUGAUCAUAUGCAUCGAGGUGCAAUCAGUGAGGGUGAAAGGCUUUCAAGCACAACUGAAAUGUUGCAGAAGGAAGUGCAUGAGAGGGUUUCUGUUCUCAGAAAUGAGAGGGAUUCUUUAAAAGGGUUGAUUGUUGAGGCGAUUGAAAAGCUUAGCUCAUCAACUGGAUCACUGGUUCCCAAAGAUUUAGAUGUUGGUAUAAAUAUGUUGACUUUGAUUGAUGCUGCAACAAAGUUGAUCCAGAGCCUUCAUGAGAAGUUAGAUGCUGCUCAAGUGAAUCAUGAUUUUCUAAGUACUUCCUAUGUGGAACUGAAUAAGAUAGUUGCUGAUUUACACGGAAGGAAUGAGCUUGCAACUGGGCAAGUGAAGAAAAUGUGCUAUAGCCUUUCAGAACUUUUGCAUGACUCGUGCGAAGACAUACAUGAAAUUGAGACCUAUGAAAAUUCUGCAGAAGCCCAAGAAGCUUUGUACAUUCACUACGAAGGAUUUCUUGAGCAUUUGCGAAAGAUGCUGGCUGAGAGGCUUGUGCUUCUGUCCAAAAAUAAUGAGGUAGAGGCAAGUCUAUUGAACAAAACUGAAGAAUUUGAAGAGCUGAAAUUGAGAUCUAAUGCUUUGAGUGAGAAGGCAAAUGAGCUUUGUCAUGUCAAAAGCAAGCUUGAAUCGAUUUUGAUGAGUAAAAUUGUAGCUUUUGGAGAACCCAACACUAGUUCCUUUGUUUUGGCCAAGGAAUUGGAUGAAAAUGAUGUAGUUGUUGAAAAUUCUGACAAUGAAGAGAGUAAAUUGCUUAAUUCCUUAUUUUCACGUCUGGAAGCAUCACUUGCUUUGCAUUAUCAGAAAUAUGAAGAGGCAAUUGAGCAAAUUAACUUGCUAAGUGCCUCAAAUAUUCAGCUAGAGACCGAAAUGCAAGUUCUCAAAGGCAGUUUGAAUAAGCUGGAGGAGGCCCUUGAAGCUUCUCAUUCUGUGCUGAAUCUCAAAGUAUCUGAACUCGAGCAAUCAGAACAGAGGGUUUCUUCUCUCAAAGAGAAGCUCAGCAUUGCUGUUGCAAAAGGUAAAGGAUUAGUUGUUCAGCGAGACAGUCUUAAGCAGUCUUUGAUGGAGAAGUCCAGCGAACUCGAGAAGUGUUUACAAGAACUGCAGUCGAAAGAAGCACAUUUCAAAGAAGUCGAGGCAAAGCUCAAGUCCUAUUCCGAAGCAGAUCGAAUUGAGGCCUUAGAGUCUGAACUAUCUUACAUUAGGAAUUCUGCUACUGCUUUAAGGGACUCUUUUCUUCUUAAAGACUCUGUUCUACAGAAAAUCGAAGAGGUCUUAGAAGAUUUGGAUUUUCCAGAGCAUUUUCAUUCAAGAGACAUUGUAGAGAAAGUUGAGCUGCUGUCCAAAAUGGCUGCUGCUAAUUCUCUUCCGCUAACUGAGUGGGACCAGAAAAAUUCCAUGGGUGGGUCCCAUUCUGAUAGAGAUGAUGUGCAAAUGAGUUCAUUAUCUGGGCUUGAGGAAUUACGAAGUAGAUAUGAUGAGCUCCAGAGAAAAUUCUAUGGUUUGGCCGAGCACAAUGACAUGUUGGAGCAGUCUCUCGUAGAGAGGAACAGCCUUAUACAGAAAUGGGAAGAGGUUCUCAAUCGAAUUAGUAUGCCACCACAACUGAAAUCAUUGGAGCCUGAAGAUAGAAUUGAAUGGUUAGCAAAUACACUCUCGGAGGUCCAAAGAGAAAGAGAUGCAUUGCAAUCAAAGAUUGAGAAUCUUGAGGUGUCAUCCGAAAUGCUAACGGAGGUUCUAAAUCAAAUUGAUAUACCACCACAUUUGAAAACAAUGGAGCCAGGAGAUAGAAUUGAAUGGUUAGCCAGUACACUCUCUGAUGUUCAAAAGGAAAGAGAUGCACUGCAAUCAAAGAUUGAGAGUCUUGAGGACUCAUCUGAAAUGUUAAUAGUGGACUUGGAAGAGUCACAUAAGAAAAUAUCUGAGCUCACUGCAGAGAUUUUAGCUAUUAAAACCCAAAAGGAUUUCUUUUCUGAGAGUUUGGAAAAAUUGAGGUUUGAAUAUCUAGCGUUAUCAGAGAGAGCUGUUCAAGAUGAGAUUGACAGAGGUAACUUGCAAAAAGAGCUGGCAGAGUUGCAUGAAAAAAUGGUCGAAAAAAUUGGGAAUGAUGAGAUAUACAAACUAAUUGAUUUGAUUAACAAUGCAUUCCCAGACGGUGAUAGUCUUGACGUUCUCUCCGGUAGUACUGCUACUGAGUAUUUGGAAGCAUUAUUACAGGAGUUUAUAAAUAAGUACAAAACCCUAUCUUCAUCAAGAUUCGUAAACAAAGUUUCUGAAGAGGUGGUUUCAGAAGACAGAAAUUUGGUUGUAGAUACAGGUGCUUCCUCAGAAGCUGAUCUGGAUGACAAUGAGCAGAAAUUAAUGCCUUUAAGGUUAGAAUUAGAUGAAGCCACCCGUACUCUAGAUUUAGUGAAAGGGGAGAGGGAUCAGGCUGUGGAGAAGUUCCAACCUUUAGUAUUGGAAAUUGAGGAAUUAAGUAAAGAAAGAGACAUAUUGCAUGAGAAGUGUCGAUCCUUGGAGUUGGAAGUAGAGACAGUGAGUAAACAGAGAGACGGUUUAAAAGAACAGUUAAUUCAGGAGGAGCAGAAGACUGCCUCUACGAGAGAGAAACUAAAUGUUGCUGUUCGAAAGGGAAAGGGGCUGGUGCAACAAAGAGAUAGCUUGAAACAGUCCAUUGAAGAGAUGAAUGCUGUAUUAGAAAAACUAAAGAGCAAGCAUGAUCAACAAAUAAAAGCCCUAGAAUCUGAGAAGUCUUUGUUGAUGAAUAGAUUGGCCGAGAGAGAGCAGAUUUUGAAUGACAAUAAGCUGACUCUGAAUAAAUUCUUAACAGCUUUGCACUCUAUUGAUGCAGGUGGGGAUUGUAAUACCAUUGAUCCUGUGCAGAAAAUAGAGGAAAUUGUAAAGUUCUGUCACGAUCUUAGUAAAAAAGUAGCUUCUUCUGAAGCUGAAGCACAGAAGUCUAAAAAAGCUGCUGAGCUGCUACUGAACGAGUUAAAUGAAGUACAGGAAAGGGCUGAUAUCCUCCAGGAGGAGCUGGCCAGCACAGAAGCUACCAUCAUAGAAUUUUCUAGACAAAGAGAUGCUUUAGAGGCUGCGAGAACUGAUGCUCUUCAUCGUCUUGAACAAGUUAAUUUGAAUCAUUCACAGGAAAGAAAAGAAACAGCAUACUAUUUAUCCGAGUUGCACUCUUCAAUUGACCAGCUUAGAAAAGUCUGCUUUGAUAUUUCAAGUUGCGUUGUCAAUGUUUUUACGAGGGAGGUGGACUUUAUCGCCUAUGUCGAGACACUCAUGGAUUCAGCUAGUAAGCAGAUCGACAGUGCACAUUUUGUUGAGUUACCGGUUGUAUCAUUUAAUGGCUUCUGCUCAAGCAAUCCAAUGAAUGAGAAGUCCCAUUCUUCUGAUGCUCUCUUCAAUGUCAACAUCCAUGGAUCUGAUGAUAGCUCAAUAGUUGAGCAUGUUGCUACUGUUCACAAUGCAGUGAUUGAAUGUAUGAGCGAAUUUGACCAUUUGAAAAGAAACGUUGACCAUCACACCUCUUCGAUUGACCAGCAUGCAAUGCGGCUGUUAAAAUCAGUUGAGUUUGUACAAACAAAAGUUGCUUCUGAGAAGGAAAAGACAGUGUCUUUGAAAAGAGACUUACUGGGGUUAGAAUCACACAUGAAAGAAAAAGAAGCUGAAAGUUUUUCAACACAGAAGAACUUAUCUUUGUUGUAUGAAGCAUGUAGCACUUCACUUGCUGAGAUUGGGAGUUUGACUUCUGGAGAGAGCUUAAGAAAUACUGGCCAUUUGAUUUCACUUACUGACAAUGAAAUUAGAUUGAUUGCUGAUAGGUUAAUGGCCACUAUUAAGGGCAUAAGCAAUAAAAGUGAGAUAACUGAGUUACAGAGACAAUUGCAAGAAAAGGAUAUCCAAAUGAAUCAGAUCUGCACGGAACUUGUUUCACAGAUAAGGGAUGCUGAGACUGUUGCAAAGAAGUUCUCUGUUGAUCUUGAUUAUGCGAAAGAAAAAAUUCAUAAUUUAGAAAAGCAGAUUGAAGCUAAAGAGAAUGAUAAACGGAUUUUAGAGCAAAGAGUAAAGGAGCUAGAAGGUAUGGAGGCUUUGUCGACUGAGUUGCAAGUAAAAUUUAAAUCUUUGACCGAUGUAUUAACUGCCAAAGAUCAAGAAAUAGAGGGUCUUAUGCAAGCACUUGAUGAAGAAGAAACACAGAUGGAAGAAUUGGACAAAAGGAAGAGAGAACUUGAGGGCUUGGUUCAAGAAAAGGAUUUCACAUUGAAGAGUCUAGAAGUUUCUCGGGCCAAGACUGUAGCAAAGCUCUCCACAACCGUAAACAAAUUUGAUGAGUUACAUAAUCUCUCUGAAACCCUAAUUGCUGAGGUAGAAAACCUUCAAUCCCAAUUGCAAGGGCGUGACUCGGAGAUCUCAUUUCUGCGGCAGGAGGUAACUAAGAGUACCAACGAUCUUUUGGCCUUACAAGAGGCUAACAAGAAAUAUUCAUCUGAGAUUGAUGAUUUACUAGGAUGGUUGGAUAAGAUGGUAUUAAUUUUUGGGUUGAAUGUUAAGAUUUCGGAUGGCUCUGAGGGCACCAGUCAAGUUCACGUGUAUAAAAAUAUAUUGGAUAAGCAAAUAGUGUCUGUUAUUACCGAGUUGAACGAUCUGCGGGUUUCUGUUCAGAAUAAAGAUGCUUUGCUUCAGAUUGAAAGAGGAAGAGUGGAGGAGCUGUUGCAUCGAUCUGAAGCUCUUGAGACUUCUUUGCGCCAGAAGGAACAAUCCAGCAGUAGGACAUUGGUGCCUUCAGAGAUUGAACAAGUGAGAGACAAGCUAAACCCAGGUGCAGUCGUCGCACAUGUCCGCAGCGGGCGCAAAGUCAACAAUGACCAAGUAGCUAUAUCUAUCGACACAGAAAAUGAUGAUCAUUCAUUGCAUGAUGACGAUGAUGAUAAAGCACAUGGUUUCAAGUCUCUCGUUAUGUCACGUUUUGUUCCAAGAGCUACUCGACCUAUAUCUGACAGAAUUGAUGGAAUAUGGGUAUCAGGUGAUCGAUUACUAAUGAGACAACCUACGCUACGGCUUGGUGUUUUGAUAUAUUGGAUUGCCUUGCAUGCAUUACUGGCGAGUUUCAUUUGACGCAGAUCUAGCUCUUUCUCAAAGGUCUUGGAUUCAUAAUAAGAUAGCCUGAAUAAAGAAGUAACUUUACAGCUUAUGGAAUUACAGGUUUGGUAAUAGGUUAUUCGUGAAGCAUUUGGUAACUAUAUAGAGCCUUUCAAUGCCUUUAUCUAUAUGGUUGUCGGAAGUCAAAAAGCUGGGUUCACUUUAUUUACCUCAGGUUCUACGGUUAUCAAGCCUAAAUAUUAUGUCGAGUGCCUUCACUAAUCAGCAGCCAUUUCCCCGCAAGAUCGUAAUCGGGUCACCCAUGUAUAUGGCGAAUUCUUUUUUUUUUCUACAAUAUCAAAAGUAAACAUAUAUGUCCGCAACAUUUACCAAUUAAUUUCAGCCAUAUUGGCGGCUGUGGAUUUUAUCAUCUCAGUUUGCCUAGGGUUGAUGUUCAAUAAAAGCAGCAACACCCCGAUUGGAGAAGCAAAAAUGAUUCAACAACGUAUGCGUCGGGACACCCCUCUUGUACAUUAAUUAUCUCAUCUUGUUCUGUUUGUUUCAGUAAAGAUAAAAUGCUUCCAUUUUUUCUUUUGUUAUAUGUUAUUGGAUACACAGUUAUAUUCUGUACACAAGAAAUAGCAAUACAAUGCAGAGAUCAUUAGGCAGCUUUUUUUUUUUGCCGCCGCAAAGAAGAGUCAUGUGUGCAAGAAGAGGUUUAGUGAUUGUGAUCUUAUCCUCUCCAGUUUGUUCACUUGGAAUAUCUCGUGGUGCCAUGUUACCGCGAGUUGUUUACUUGUUCUCCUCUACUAUUUUUUGUGUGUGUGUAAAUAUUUAAACUAUCUAUGAAUUUGGAGGUAAGAAGCAAGAAUUUGUAGCUGAGUUUUUUUUUUA
This is a messenger RNA of Ananas comosus (pineapple), 8682 nucleotides long. RefSeq names its product centromere-associated protein E. The coding region runs from base 262 to 7824 and encodes 2520 amino acids. The record is from RefSeq and is a predicted model, not a curated record. Lineage: Eukaryota; Viridiplantae; Streptophyta; Magnoliopsida; Poales; Bromeliaceae. The transcript is spliced from 12 exons.